AUGGUAUCAGACUUGAUUGACUUCGGAAAGCGGGAGGCAACUCCUCCGCACCCCCCUCCGUCUGGACCUGGACGUGAACAAUGGUCCGGCUGGGCAGCUUGGGACCAGCAUUGCAGGCUACAGCAACAGCGCAGACGCCUGGAUGCCGUUUUUCAGUUGAUUACACCGUCUAUCCAAUAUUUCUAUGCACUAGAUGAGGAGACUCUCAGUACCAUCAAGCUGCCGGACUUGGAGUUGCCAGAGCCGCCAAACCUAGAGAGUUGCACUCGCGACCAAAUGCAUCGUUUUCUCCAUGAUUUUCAUCGCUCUGUAUUUGACUUGGCAUUGCCGCGGAGCCUCGACCAUGACCACCGGCAUUCCACCAGACAGACUACCCUCGGACGCUAUCGUCAACCGUAUAAGUCGCUCCAGGUUUCAAAUUCAAUCUCGCUCGUAAGGCUAUUAGAGGUUCUUCCAAGCACGGACGAGAGGGGCCCGAUCUUGACGAGGCUGUUCACGGCAGAUUUGGAUUCCAAUGAUCGUCCUCAGUAUAGAGCGGUCUCUUACGCAUGGGGUGAAAUGUCCAGCGAGGGACAAAAGUGUCAUAUAUACGUCAGCGGUUUCAAACGCACUGUGACUCCGAAUCUGCUUAGUGCGUUGUCUUGUCUCCGGCAUCACCAUCACCCGAGGAUAUUGUGGAUUGACUCAAUAUGCAUCAACCAAGCUGAUGACGAGGAGCGGAGUCAGCAAGUCGGACUCAUGGCCAGGAUAUAUGCCGAAGCACAUAGAGUCCUAGUAUAUCUCGGGCCAUCUACGCCUUUGUCAACUAGCUUCUUCAGCAUAUUGCAAGAUCUCGCAGGGAACGCCGACAACGAUGCUGGAGAAGAAAGUCAUCGUGACCAUGACCACAACUACGAUCACGACCAUGACUACGCCGACUACCAAAACAGAAACGCGGAUCCAAUGUUCUGGAAGAAAUGCCAUGAUUCUGGACCAGAUCUCAUUGAAGGAUUCAUCGAGCUCUGCACGAGGACCUGGUGGACAAGGAUCUGGGUUUUGCAAGAGUAUAGCCUGAACAAACGCGAUCCAGUCUUCUACUGCGGGCGGCUAAAAGUACAUAAUGCAGUCUUGACCAAGAACUUCAACAGAAUAUACGAGUGGGUAGAACAUCGGAAACGACAUCCUACCCAGUUGAAAAACUGUUCUCAUCCAGCAUGCGACAAGUUGAUCGUGUCUGCUACUCACGACGCCGGAGAGAUUCUGAGUCGCGAGCCGGAAGAUAAAGAAGACGAGCAACAGACUACGGAUGGAUGCAAGAUUCUUGAGUCUACAGACGGAAAAGACCCCAAAGGAUGGAUCCCCCAGCAAGGAUCCCAUGGGCGCCUGUGGUCGAUAUGGGGUCGGCGAGUCUGGAGAGUCCACCAUGUCCUCACGUGGCGUUACUUCUGUUCGCCCGCCUCGUUGCCAGUGUUCUCGACAAUGGGGAUGCAGGCUCAGUGCACCAUGCCUCACGAUGUUGUCUACGGUUUACGCGAACUCAUGGACCCCCUCUUCAAAAGCCUCUUCCCACCAGACUACACGAUGCCUAUAUCGAAGCUAUUCUCCCGCCUUGCAGUCUACGUCCUGGUGGUGGACAUGUUUCCUAACAUAUUCUGGCACUUCCCUUACCGGCUCCGAGAUCGACUCCAAGAGGGAGAGGUCGCUGUGCCUUCAUGGGUACCUGAUUUCACAAGGCCACGCGCCGAGAGAGCCGCUGAGCUGGCGCCGUCUCAUGCUAGACUGCAUUCUGAGGAUUGGGAGCAUAGCCCUCACAUAUUCGACCGCGUGCUGUUCAUGAACGGGCUACUACUUGACGAGGUUGUUGAAGCUUUCCCUCUGCCCUCCCACGACCCGUUCUUGCUUUUGCAACAGCUGUGGUAUAUCGAGCGGCUCUAUAUGGACCCCAGCUAUCUCCACAGGGACGAUGAGCAGCAGAGGGAGACCUUCCAUGAAAUGCUGACAGCCUUGAAUGGCAUAACUGCGUAUCCGAGCAUAGCUUGGGCGACUCGAGACGCGGGUAGCCCUACUAGUGAUGUUUCCAUCGUCGAAGUCAUCGGGGAACUCGCAGAGCUACAACCGUUGGUAGCCGAGUCUCUUCGGAGCUAUUUGGACAAGAUUCCAUCCAUUGUUGACGUCAUCAUGGGCAAAGAGCAUUGCGAUGAUGAAGAAUCAGCCGAGCGGACUUGCGAAGAAGAUGAGGAAGGAUCAGAUCGAGAAGAUGCGUCAGGCCUUGCGCGACCCGUUAGAGCCAUGAACAUAGCAACAGGCGAUUCUGGCGGCAUUCCUUGUAUCGACCGUAAAGGCUACAUUUUACAGAUAGGGAAGCGUCUCUUUGAGCUGGUCGACUUCCUUACCGCGGCACCAACCUGGACAGACUUGGUCGGCAUAUGCGCCUUUGACUAUCACAACCUCCGCGCGCAGGUACUCCACAGGCUCUGCAUCGGUUCGGCACAAAAAAUUGCCGAAUCCAUAGGGCAUAUGCCUAACUAUGAGUACUUGCAGGAGCGUCUUGGUCCUCGACAGCGGACCUCGGAAUAUGGCACUACACACGCGCCUGCUGUGUAUGGGAAGUACUUGAAGGCCAUUGAGAACGGCGUGUGCCACCCUCUCGAGACGCACUUCAGAGAGGCUUUUGUGAUAGACCUGGCGGCAAAGUUUCACAAGGCCACGGCGAGCAUGAUUGGCCUGGAAGGGGACAGUAUUUUCAGAGACGCGGAUGGCCAGGCUGUUUCGCAGGAAGCGGAAAGGGAGUCAGCUGAAAGGCCGCAGCCCAUUGCUUGCACGAUCCCUGUUGCCUGGCUUAGUGACGCGUCAAGUGAGGGGUGGCAGGGCGAAGAAAGGUUAGCAUACGAUGGAGAUCUAUCGUCCUUGGGCUUCCCGCACUUUGAGGACGGCUACCCUUUUGGUAGCCUGACACGGUGGCGGCAGCCCGAACGUCUGAUCAAAUACGACGUGCACAUAGGCCUGCAGUGUGUCGUCGCUGCACUCGCGGGGCGUGAGCUCUUCCUGACCGAGACCGGGCUAGUCGGGCUGACUGGAGUGGGUGUGGCCGGAGUCGAGAGAGGAGAUGAUAUUUUCAUGCUUCAAGGCAUGUCUCACCUGCUUAUUGCUAGACUAGAGCCCUCGCCUGCCCCUGGAGCUGCGGGGAGGAGCAGACGGGAGAUGUCGACGAGAGGGAUGAGAAGAGAGAUAGUGGGCACAUCUACGGUGAAGGGUAUUGAUCCCAAGGAUGGAGUGGUGGAGGGAGCUACUAUCCCCUCUUGGUUUAAGCCUAUUACGGACGCCCGAGGACGUUAUAGGUUCUGCUAG
Messenger RNA from Clonostachys byssicola, 3327 nucleotides. Lineage: Eukaryota; Fungi; Ascomycota; Sordariomycetes; Hypocreales; Bionectriaceae. The record is from the annotation of a GenBank genome assembly.